Molecule: messenger RNA, 1273 nt
Organism: Musa acuminata subsp. malaccensis (wild Malaysian banana)
Lineage: Eukaryota; Viridiplantae; Streptophyta; Magnoliopsida; Zingiberales; Musaceae
Molecular function (GO): protein binding
Source: RefSeq, a predicted model, not a curated record
UUCGCCCGCGCCGGAGGAGAGGGGAAGACAAACUCGGGGAAUGUUGGAAGCGAGGAGCUUGCGGAAGGCGGUCGUCCCGGCCUCGCUAUUCCGAGACCCGUCGCCGGGGAACAUCCAAUCCACUCGCCUCGCUCUCAAUGUCAAUGAUGGCGGCUCUUCUUGCUCCGUAUACAUCGCUUCCGGUUGCCGCGUCUACAAGAUCGAGAUAUCCAUGGAAGAUUCUGUAAUUACUAAAGGAAAAGAAAGCCUUAUAAUUCCUGUCAAUGCAGAGGUCAUACACUCAUCUGCGGUUGACCGCUGUCCUCAUCGUUCAGAGAUUCAAAGUUUAGUCCUUACUGAAGGAGGUGAUAACUGCUUGAUUAUGGGCACAGUGGACUGUUAUGGGCACCUUAUUGUAUCCCAGUUGGAUCCGGUUGGUUCAGUCAUCGACAGGCUUUCUUAUUCGGUGUUGCCUCGAGAUUGCGGUAUAGGAGAGGGGAGCUGGGCUGGUAUCUGCUUUAGUCCAGCACACUGGUCUACAGUAGCAGUCGCCCGCAGCUUCUGCAAAAGUAUCGAUGUUUAUGACCAAGAUAUCCACAUUAAGAGUUUACAAACAUUGUGGUACCCGGCUUCAUUAAGUUUUUUUGAUAAUCCACAUUAUGAGGGGCACUCCUCUGUACUAGCUGUUGCUGAAGGCUCUCAGCUGACCAUAUGGGACUUGAGAACAAAUCAAAAUGGUGGAUGUGUACAACGUGUAUGUGGUUCCAUUGGAGAUCUCAUAUAUUCCCUGUGUAGUUCACCAUCUGGAACAAUUGCUGUUGGUGGAUCUGAUCGUACUGUUACCAUUUAUGAUCCUCGCAGGUGGUCGGCCAUAUCAAGAUGGGUGAACUGCUCAAAGUAUGAGAUAACAGGUCUCUAUUUCUCAACAAUUGACUCAGAUUACAUCUACAUCCAAGGUGUUGAUUAUGAGGUUAUCUGUGGAACAUGGAAAGAAGGUAGAAAAGCAUUCUCCUUUAGGGGAGACUCAAACUGGUUGGGCUUUAGUAAGUGUGCAAAUGCAGAUGUUCUUGCUGGAUGGUGCGAUUCUGGUAGCAUCUUUGUGGCUGAUGUUGUAGAGGAGCACUCAUGAAACCUGUGAAUACUGUUAUCGACCUGAUAUCACAUGUUGUCAGUGUAGUGUUAUCUGCCCGCAACUUUGAAUACAAAUACAAAAUGCUAGAAAUUAUGUUGAAACAUAAUUUCUCUUCUAAUGAUACGUUCUUUACGAUAAUUGAAAGGCCACUUGUUGGAUGCA